AAUUAUACCGCCAUAUCAAUUUCCAGCAUACUAUAACUCUUUUAUUAAGUCAAUAACCUCUUCCGAUUCUACCUCUACCUCAUCUUCCUUUAAUACUUCUUAUAAUAACUCUCAAACACAACCAAAUAAUUCUUCUUUUAACAACAAUGCUAUAUCAACUUUUCAAACUAUCAAAAUUUGUACACUCAAUACUAAUAGCCUUUCAACUAACUCUAAACAAUUACUUAUAUAUAACUAUAUUAUAGAAAAUAACAUUGAUAUUUUUGGUCUAUCAGAAACACAUCUAACUGAAAAAGAAAAAGGUGUUGAAAUUUAUAUUCACACUAACUUGUCUAAAUAUAUUGGAUAUAUACAAGAAUAUCAAGGACAUAUUAUCUGUCUAGAUCUCUUUCUUUCAAACAAUCCACUUCGUGAUUUUAAUGCAACACCCAAUCCCAAACUAGAUCAUUCUCUAGCAAAAAGAACACAAACACCAGAAUCACAACUUAUUAAAUUUCUUACUCCUCAUAUGCAUGAUACCUUUCGUCUCUUUCAUCCCAAUUCUAUAAAAUUUACCUUCAAUAUUAUUGAAGAUGCUACAAUAGAAUUAGAUCACAAUAUUAUUCUACUUGAAUUUUCUAUUCUAUUAACAAUUUCUUCUUCAUACAUACAACCUCUUAGGAAAGUCCCUCUUUGGAAACAAUUAUCAUCUAAACAAAUCCAAAAAUACCAAACACAUAUAGAUCAAAACUUAACUAAAAUUUGCUUACAUAUUCCACAAAUUCAAAACCAA
Messenger RNA from Dentiscutata erythropus, 772 nucleotides. The record is from the annotation of a GenBank genome assembly. Lineage: Eukaryota; Fungi; Glomeromycota; Glomeromycetes; Diversisporales; Gigasporaceae.